GUUUUUAUCCCCGAAUUUUAUUACAUACAAAUUCUAGAUUAUUUCAAAUCGAUUUAUCGCACUAUUGGCUUCUCGCAUAUAUCAAAUUAAACGUGGAAUGACAUUGCAAAUUUUAAGGUGAGAUAUAGAUCAUCUAAAAUAGAUUUAUAUUACACAUCAUUACUUAUAUUGCAUAUCAAAUUAUAUAUAGAAUUUGUCUGCAAACUAUCUUCCGAAUUAUAUAGGUCGUCUAAAAUGGGUUUAACUCGCUUCCAUCAAUACGAUAUAUGGAGAAAGAAAGAGAGAGAAAGAAGAGAGAGAGAGAGAGACAGAAGAGAAGGAGAGGGUGAGAGGAGAAGGAGAGAGAGACGGAGGGAAAUAGCGAGCGCGUGGCGACGCGCUUGUUGGUUGCUCAGCUGUUUUGAAGAGUCGACGACGCAGCGAACGACUGGCCGUGACUCGGCGCCAGACCACUGCAUUCACGUCCAAACGCAAACAGAUGUGGAGUGACUGUCGAAAUUUCUGACACAUCUCGAGCGCGAUUAUCGUGUCGCGCUACGGGGAGCGUGCACGGUCCAAUUUUUUUUUUUUUUCGCGUAUACACGCGCGCGACGAGUGCGAGUCGUCCUCUCCUCGACGAGCCCGAGGUCCUCACCGAGAGCCCAGUCUCUUAUUGACAGAACAACGGACGAAAUAAAGCGAUCGCCAUGAGCGAGCUGAGCCAGGAAGAGAUGAGGAAAAGGCGGUUAGCCCGCUUAGCGGGCUUAAACACUAGUAAUGUAGCUGCCAGUUCAUCUAAUACUACUGCUCCAAUUUCUCCAAGUACUCCAGGUCCAUCGAAAGCAUUUGCAGAACCAAUGAUAUCUCCGUCUAUUCCACAACAAUUACAGCGUGCUGAGAUUCCAAUGGAAGUGGAAGAAAGCAGCGAUAAGCAGUGUAAUACCUCCGGACUAGAUGUCGAUUCUGGAAUCGAAACUAUGGAGGUUGAGGAAUCCGAUAGAAAAGAUUCGAUACCAAGAUCACGUACAACAAGUUCUAGCAUAGAAGUUACAACAGAUCACAUACAUGUUGUCAUAUCACGUGUCUUGUGUAUAUCGUGGAAAAGCCCUAUAGAAGGAAGUAUAUUUCUGCCGCAAACGGCAGCGUACACGCAAACACAGAGACAGCUGGACUUUAGCGAUAUUAUCAAUCAGGCACUGAUGGAGGUUUUGUGUAUAUUCUCGAGAGGGGAAAAUCCUUUGAAAGACAUCACGGUAGACAUGUCGUCCGACCGUGAGGAUAGUCCGAAUAGCCAAGCAAGUCCUUUGUUAAGUCCUGUGGUGGCUCUUCCAUCUUAUCAAUUACCAACCAUACCACUACCCAUAGGCGAUAAAUCAUCACAACCGAAAAGUUUGACUUAUUUAUUAGAUUGUUAUUCAAGAAUUGCAAUUGAAGAAAGAAAUCAUCCAAAGCGAUCCAGCGUACCUCCUCUUUCCGAUGUACUAACAAUUUUGAGAGCGCAAUGUGUUCAGUAUUCUAGCCUCGUUCUACAAGGGUUGGUCGGCAUUUGCCAAGCUACUGUUAUACCUAUGUGCACCACUCAUCUUCUCUAUCCGAUAUUAUCGCAGAGUUUACCUCGCGGCUAUCUUCACGAGCUCGUGGCUAGGACACACACGAAUCCGAACACAUUCAAUAAAAUUUUCACUCCAGUUUUGCAAGGCCUGUAUCUCGCGAUGCAGCAGGCGAGCUUGGUCGGCAAUACGCAUAGAAGACCGAUCGAGGCGUUAGACGAACUGAUAGAGAUUCGCUGUGGACCAAGUGGCAAUAUACGUCCGAUUUGCCGUCUGAUAACGAAUCAAGUUCAAUUCUUGCCUGAUGUUAUGACAUCAGCAGCCGGAAGAGAACUCACGAGAACCUCAUUCCUGGGACCGUUUCUCUCGGUAUCGGUAUUUGCCGAAGAGCAACCGAAAGUGGCGGAGAAAUUCUUCAGCGGAAAUCCUGUCACGGACAAAUCGGUGAAUCUCACGCUGCAACAAGAAUUGGAGAGUACCAGAACGUCGUUGCACAAGAUGUUUCAUGCAAUACUCGCGAAUAGCAACUGCCGCGAUGCCACCCUUGCGUAUUUGGCGGCAUUGCUGCGUCACAAUGAGAAACGCGCGCAAAUACAGACGGAAGAAUUCUCCUUGGCCGGAGAUGGAUUUAUGUUGAAUCUACUAUCGAUUUUGCAAAUGCUCUCUGUGAAGAUCAAGCUGGAUACUGUAGAUCUGCUGUAUCCAUUUCAUCCUUCCAGUUUCGUCGAAAUAAAGAACGACACAAGACUGAAACUCACUUCGCAAGAGGUCGCGGAAUGGCAAAAACAUUUGGAGAACACACAUAAGUGGACAGAACCGAAGUUUCCGACGCAAUGUUGGUUCCUCACGCUGCAUUGUCAUCACAUCGCGCUGUUACCGGCAUUGCAAAAAUAUCAAAGAAAAUUGCGGGCCUUACGGGAUUUACAAAAAAUGCUCGACGAACUGCAAGCCACAGAACCCCAAUGGAAAGAUAGUCCUUUUGCGGAGCACAAUAAAGAUUUGAUCAAACAAUGGAAGCAACAGUUGAAGCGAUUGGUUAAAUCCAAAUCAUGUGCGGAUGCAGGUCUGAUAGAUCCCAUCUUUUUGAGAAGAUGCUUACAUUUUUAUAUAUCGGUCGCUGAGGUUUUGUUAAGUCUUCUGACGCAAACUACUCCGGGUGAUCCUCUUCCCGAACUUCCAUUACCUCAGGAAGUUACGUGCAAAUUCACCGCACUACCGGAAUGGUAUGUGGAGGACAUAGCGGAAUUUUUGUUAUUCACACUCCAAUUCUGCCCUGGGGUAGUGGCAAGUAAUAUGGAUAAUUCGCUUAUCACUUGGCUACUCGUCGUCGUGUGUACGCCACAUUGUAUACGAAAUCCGUAUCUAAUCGCAAAAAUCAUCGAGGUUCUUUUUGUGAUAAAUCCUAGUGUUCAGGGAAGAACAGAAACUCUUCAUGAUAAAGUCAUGGCACAUCCUAUAUCCAAGACAUUUCUGGCGUCGUAUCUCAUGAAGUUUUAUACCGACGUUGAAACCACUGGCUCUAGUUCCGAAUUUUACGACAAGUUUUCAAUACGUUAUCACAUAAGUCUGAUCUUAAAAUCGAUGUGGGAUAGCCCGAUACAUCGAGCGUCUAUCGUCAAUGAGAGCAAUAACGGCAAGCAAUUCGUCAAGUUUAUCAACAUGCUGAUGAACGACACCACCUUCCUGCUCGACGAGAGUCUGGAAUCUCUGAAGCGUAUACACGAGGUGCAGGAACUCAUGUCCGACACUAGCGCGUGGAGCGCUCUUUCGCAGGAGCAACAGCAAUCGAGAACGAGACAGCUGGCAGCAGACGAGAGACAAGCCAGAUCUUAUCUUACAUUAGCCAAGGAAACAGUUGCCAUGUUUCAUUAUUUGACAGUCGACAUUAAAGAACCGUUUCUACGACCGGAAUUAGUCGGACGGUUGUGUGCCAUGCUGAAUUUCAAUUUGCAACAGUUGUGUGGACCUAAGUGUAAAAAUUUGAGAGUGAGAAAACCGCAAAAAUACGGUUGGCAACCGAGGACGUUACUCAGCCAAUUGGUUGAUAUAUAUUUACAUCUUGACUGUGAUAAUUUCGCGGCUGCUUUGGCCAGUGAUGAACGUUCGUUUUGUAAGGAGUUGUUCACCGACGCUGCGAGCAGAUUAGAGAGAUCCGCCAUCAAAACUACGACGGAAAUCGAGAGGUUCAUAGCUCUCGCCGAGCGUGCAGCGGUAAUUGCGAGAGACAAUCGUGCACGCGACGCGGACUACGGCGACGCUCCUGAGGAAUUUCGGGAUCCAUUAAUGGAUACUCUUAUGGAGGAUCCGGUCAAGCUACCGUCUGGUAUUGUUAUGGACAAAGCAGUUAUCAUUAGACAUUUACUCAAUAGUGCCACGGAUCCUUUCAGUCGGCAGCCGCUUAGCGAAGAUAUGCUCACGCCAAUGCUCGACUUAAAAGAAAGAAUAUCAGUAUGGAAGCAACAAAAGAAAAAGUCAACAAAUAUAUAAACGGUGCUAAGGUGACAAGAAUUAUGCACAUAAAAAUAAUAAUAUAGAGAAGAAAAGAAAAAGAAAGAAAGAGAUAAGCAUUACAAAUAUAAUUGUCAAUAUUGCACGAUACAUUUUAUUGUAUAUAAAUGUAUCGAUUGCCCGACAAAUGUAUCGAGCCGGUGCAGUUGACGAAUAUAGUGCAAUGAUCUCGCUAUUUUGUGCAACAAUUGCGCUCAAUAAAUUUACAAGUUUUUAUACAAUAAAACAUUAACAGACUGCAGCUAAGCGAACUGCCAAUAUUGCUCCAAACACAUACUUUAGAAACUUGUAAAUAGUACUGCUGGCUACGUGUCAGUAUCCAAAAUUAUAUUACUCAUAGAUAAGCUUCUUUACUUUUUACGUCCUUUGAUGUAUGUGGCGGCGGGAUAAGAUGUUUCGAGAGAAUAUUGCGCGAAAAUAAUUAAUAUUAUGAAAUAAAUAUUAUAAAAUAGUAUAAACUAAUAAUAUAAAUAACUACUCUAUAUACUUCCACAAACUCGAUAUUUAAAAAUAAAACGACAUUGACGUAAAAUCUCUAUGUA
Messenger RNA from Formica exsecta, 4579 nucleotides. It is a transcript of the gene Ube4B, whose product is annotated as ubiquitin conjugation factor E4 B-like. Lineage: Eukaryota; Metazoa; Arthropoda; Insecta; Hymenoptera; Formicidae. Gene Ontology annotation, biological process: protein polyubiquitination. The record is from RefSeq and is a predicted model, not a curated record. The coding region runs from base 687 to 4016 and encodes 1109 amino acids. The transcript has 8 exons. Gene Ontology annotation, cellular component: cytoplasm; nucleus; ubiquitin ligase complex. Gene Ontology annotation, molecular function: ubiquitin-ubiquitin ligase activity.